Rotaria sp. Silwood1 is the source of this 747-nucleotide messenger RNA. The record is from the annotation of a GenBank genome assembly. NCBI's taxonomy places the organism in Eukaryota, Metazoa, Rotifera, Eurotatoria, Philodinida, Philodinidae.
AUGGUAAAUGAUGAUGUCAAUAAAAUAAUGAACAGUUGCCAUAUAAUUUGGUUGGAUGAUACUAUUGAAACGGAUAAACAAAGUGAAGAUAUAAGAGGACGUAUACGACACGUGGGUAGAGGUCAUUUAAAGAUAUUUGCUGAUCCAGAUCAAUGUAUUGAUGAUAUAACCACAGAAUUAAUAGAAAAACAAGUAUUUCUUAUUACUUCUAAUGCAUUUGGUCGAAAUAUUGUGCCAUUAAUACAUGAAUUAUCACAGCUACAAGCAAUUUAUAUUUAUUGUCGAAACAAAAAAGCAGCAGAACUAUGGUCGAAAUCAAUUGGAAAAGUUUUGGGUAUAUUUAUAAGACCAGAAGAACUAUAUAUUAGAAUCUCAAAUGAUCUCAAUAAAUAUAUUACAGAUAGUAAUAUACCAAUGAGUAUAUUUCAUCUUUCUGAACGUGAUAAAACAUUACAAGAAUUAACUAACGAAAGUAUAACAUCUAUAUGGUAUCGUUUAAUGUUUACAGUUCUCCAAUCAAUGGUAAAAUAUGGUAAUGCAAAAGAUGAUAUGGUUGAGGUAUGUCAAGCAUGUUACUAUGAUAAUAAAGCUCAAAACAAAAAAAUAAUUGAUUUUGAAAAAGACUACUCCCCAGAAAAAGCAGUUUGGUGGUAUACAUAUGAUAGUUUUCUAUAUCGUUUAUUAAAUAAAGCAUUACGUACACAAAAUAUGGAAAUAAUAUUUAAAUUUCGAUUUUUUUAUCAAUGA